This is a messenger RNA of Talaromyces stipitatus ATCC 10500, 2040 nucleotides long. RefSeq names its product IBR finger domain protein. Gene Ontology annotation, molecular function: zinc ion binding; acylglycerone-phosphate reductase (NADP+) activity; triacylglycerol lipase activity. Gene Ontology annotation, biological process: phosphatidic acid biosynthetic process; triglyceride catabolic process. Gene Ontology annotation, cellular component: lipid droplet; endoplasmic reticulum. Bases 1 to 2040 code for a protein of 679 amino acids. The transcript is spliced from 3 exons. The record is from RefSeq and is a predicted model, not a curated record. NCBI's taxonomy places the organism in Eukaryota, Fungi, Ascomycota, Eurotiomycetes, Eurotiales, Trichocomaceae.
AUGAACUGGCUUCUUGAGUCGGAUAUUGACCUGGCUUCGGCCAGUCUCAUCGUCCAACUGCAAAUAGAAGAUGCAGAACAUUACUUCAACACGUCCAAAGGGAAAUCUCGAGAUCCCACAAGCGAAGAGGAAGCAUUUCAGCUACAAAAUGAAGAAUUACAAAAGCUUUCUCGGUUGCUUUUAGAUAAACGAAUGGCUGAAAGUGUCGCAGCUGCCGUUCGGGCUAAUGGGCAGAUGUUGGCUGAUGGUAUCGCUCAGGAAGAGACUGCGGUGAAGGACAGAGAUAUUGCUCAUCGAUGGACUGGGGAUCAAUUUCCCGUGGCUGCAGAAGAGACAGCUAAAUCCAGCCAGGAUCCGUCUAGUCUGGAUGACAAGACUCUGAAGAAACUGCGUAUCUUAUACGUGUCUAAUCUUCAAGGCUCUUCUGGUACGUAUGGCACUGAAACGGUCAACGAGGAGACUGAAAGGGGCGAAUCAUCAGCCUGGGCAGCUAAACGAACUCGCCAGCCAGCAUCAUCUAUGCGUCGUUGCGUCGCCUGCGGCGAAGAAACUGAAUUCGUCAACGUGGUCCGCGUACCCUGCCGUCACGAGUACUGUCGUACCUGUCUAGAGGAUCUCUUCAAGGCAUCGAUGACAGAUGAGACUCUAUUCCCUCCCAAAUGUUGUCGACAGCCCAUUGCCAUGAAUUUUGCACGUAUCUUUCUGAAGUCUGAUCUUGUGCAGCAGUUUGAGAAGAAGAAAAUCGAGUUCGAGACUCCAAAUAGAACGUACUGCUACAAUACCCAGUGCUCGGUCUUUAUCCCCCCGGCUCAUAUCAAUGGGGAAAUAGCUACUUGCCCUAAUUGCGGAUUCACUACUUGCACGUCUUGCAAGGCACGAGCUCAUACGGGCGAUUGUCUCGAUGAAGCCACGCAGCAGCUAAUGGCUACUGCGCGGGAAAAUGGAUGGCAGCGCUGUUAUUCAUGUUGGCGUAUGGUGGAACUGAAUUAUGGGUGUAACCAUAUGACCUGUCGCUGCGGUGCCCAAUUCUGCUACAAUUGUGGAGAGCGCUGGAAAACCUGCCAGUGCGAACAAUGGGACCAACAUCGCCUCCUAUCCCGUGCUCAUCAGAUAAUCGAUCGUGAACAGAAUAGUCCUGGGGCUGCGAAUCCUGCACUAGUUGCUCCCAUUCCCCGUACACAGCAACCUACUCCGAUAGAAAACGAGGAGCCUCGAUCAGUCACGGAGACUCCACAACCGGCGCAACAAGAACAAGCACCAUGGGCUACUUUGGUCGUUGAAGCGAUAGGAAUCCUCCGAAAUAACCACGAAUGCGAGCAUUGGCACUGGAGAUGGGCAACUUCACUAGCCGAUAUAUAUGAAAUUACAAUCCUCAUCACCGGCUGCUCAGAUGGCGGUCUAGGUUCACACCUCGCCCUCGCCUUCCACAAAGCUGGCUGGCGCGUCUUCGCCUCUGCUCGCAAUCUGACAAAAUUAAAACAAGCGACAACAGCCGGCAUCGAGGCAAUCCAACUAGACGUCACUUCGGACAAAUCGAUCGUCAGCGCCGUUUCGCAAAUCUCAGAACUUACCCACGGCUCCCUCGAUGUUCUCUUAAACAAUGCCGGUGGCGGGUACUCAAUGCCCCUUAUGGAUCUCGAGCUUGACCAAGCACGGAAACUGUUUGAUUUGAAUGUCUGGUCCAUAAUCAGCGUAACGCGAGCUUUUCUACCGCUGUUGAGCAAGUCUCAAUACGGUGGUAUGGUGGUUAAUAAUACCUCCUGCUCAUCUGUACCAGCUGGCAUGCAACCAUUUGCAGGCGCAUAUGCAGCCUCCAAGGCUGCCGCGGCUAGUAUCACUGAGAUUCUACGUCUAGAACUCGCUCCCUUCGGCAUCAAAUCAAUCAACUUGAUGAUGGGUGCCGUAAAGUCAAACUUCUUUGAGAAUACACCCGCUUCCACCCUACCACCUACUUCACUGUACAAUGUCGCCAAGGAGACGGUGGAAAGAGCAAUGUCCGGACAAGACAACAUGGCAGACGCCGACGAUCCCACGAAAUAG